Messenger RNA from Lagopus leucura (white-tailed ptarmigan), 825 nucleotides. RefSeq names its product inka box actin regulator 1 (gene INKA1). The record is from RefSeq and is a predicted model, not a curated record. Bases 1 to 777 code for a protein of 258 amino acids. Gene Ontology annotation, molecular function: protein kinase binding; protein serine/threonine kinase inhibitor activity. NCBI's taxonomy places the organism in Eukaryota, Metazoa, Chordata, Aves, Galliformes, Phasianidae. The transcript has a single exon. Gene Ontology annotation, cellular component: nucleus.
AUGCCCGGCACGCGGCCGGCCGAACGCGACCCCCUCCCCGCGCCCCGCCGCCCCCCCUCGGCCUGCGGCGAGGAGGAGCAGGGGGGCCCGGCCGCCCGCUCGCCCCCCGCCAGCGUGCGCAGCCUGGAGUGCGACUCGGGCUACUCGGAGGCGUCGGGGGGCACGUGGCGCGAGGACGAAGCGCCGGUGCUGCGGCGGCACCCCCCACCCUGCCAGCGCGCACACCGACUCUCCGCCGGCACCCCCGCGCCCGCCCCCGCCCGCCGCGCCCGCCCCAAAUCCACGUCGGACGCCUGCCUGGAGCAGUGGCGGGCGCUCGAGCCGGCCGACGGGAGGGACUGGACGGUGUCGCUGCUGUCGCAGAGCCGCAACCGGCAGCCUCUGGUGCUGGGGGACAACUGCUUCGCCGACCUGGUGGAGAACUGGAUGGACCUGCCCGAGGUGGGCGCCGAGCCCCGCCGUCGACCGCCCGCCGAGUCCUCGCGCCGCUUGGGCAAACCGCCCGCCUUCCUGCUCAGCCUCUCGGGCAACGUGCGCCGCAAGCUGGCCAGCAUGGCCCGGCCCCGCGCCGCAGAGGGAGCCCGGCCGGGGGGCCGCGACCCCGCCAAGCGCCUGUCGUGCCCGCUGGGGCUGGGCGGGCAGCCCAAGGGAGCCUGCUUCCACCAGUCCCACAGCAACAUCGCCCAGCUGGCCACGGACUUCCACCGCUUCACCGCCCUCAUGAACAGCCGCAGCCGCCAGCCCAUCAUCUGCAACGACGUCAUCGGCUACAUCUAGCCCCGCCACCCCCUCCCCGCUGUAAAUAAACCCCCGUUUUGUACGAAA